Molecule: messenger RNA, 433 nt
Organism: Vittaforma corneae ATCC 50505
Lineage: Eukaryota; Fungi; Microsporidia; Nosematidae
Exons: 1
Source: RefSeq, a predicted model, not a curated record
AUGAUUUCCAUAUCCCUGGUCAUCGGCUCAUUGGUCGUCUGCUUUUCCUUCGGCCAGGUUUUUCUUCGAAUAUUUCUAGACUCCCUGAGAUAUAACGAGUAUCUUGGCACGGCCCUUGACGAGACGACCAAUCCUGUAAACUACUACGUAGCCAGGGGAGUAAUUCUGCUGGUCCUGUGCUGUGUAUAUUUCAUCUUGCUGACCAAGCUUGACAACCUUGCCUCCCUGUCCUUCUUCGCAAAGUUCAGUCUUUUCACUGCUGUCGUCUUCUGCAUUGUUAUGAUUGUCUAUGGGCUGUGGAAGCCUGCCACUGACGGCCUGACGGUCCUUCCGGAUCUUAGCAGCGGCAUAAACUUGGCAAAUCCCCUUGGUGCUGUCAUAUUUGCCCUGCACUGCCAGUUCUCAUACAUGGACAUCUUCAACUCCAUGAGGG